This is a messenger RNA of Macrosiphum euphorbiae (potato aphid), 438 nucleotides long. The record is from the annotation of a GenBank genome assembly. NCBI's taxonomy places the organism in Eukaryota, Metazoa, Arthropoda, Insecta, Hemiptera, Aphididae.
AUGGGAAUAUUCUCCUAUGGUAGGCGGUUCGUUUACUUUGGCGCGGACACAUCGGACCGACAAUAUUCGGAUAGACGCGAGCAUGGCCGAGAUAUACCGCGCCUAGACGCGCAAGAAUGUUAUCAUAUUAUGUAUUCUAUUCAAAAUCCAACUGAAGCAAUUUCUGAAAGCGAUAGUGAAUUGAGUGAUGGCGAAUUUUACUCAUGUUUACAAGAAAAUAAUGACCACUCCACAUCUUUCUCCGAUGGACCACUGAAUCAAAAUAAUUUUAGAUCUACUAAUGCUUCCCGUGUCCAAGCAUUGAAUUUUUUUAAUUCUAAAAAAAAAGACCUCUGUAUGUUGGAAAACUAUCCUAUUGUAAAGCAAGUUUUUCUUAAAUUCAACACUACUAUUCCAUCAUCAGCCCCUGUGGAAAGACUGUUCAGUGGAGCCAUUUAA